Messenger RNA from Fusarium graminearum PH-1, 363 nucleotides. RefSeq lists its product as uncharacterized. The transcript has a single exon. Lineage: Eukaryota; Fungi; Ascomycota; Sordariomycetes; Hypocreales; Nectriaceae. The coding region runs from base 1 to 363 and encodes 120 amino acids. The record is from RefSeq and is a predicted model, not a curated record.
AUGACAGUCCUUCGGGUUACCAACGCCCGCAACCUUUUGGCCCUGCGCCAGGUCAUCGCGCACAACACAAUCAACUCCCAAACUCCUCAGGUUCUACAAAGAAGCAAAUUUGCAACCCAAGGCUACGGAGACAACGCGGGAGAACCAGUGGGCUCUAACACCAAAGACCGGGUCCCCAAUUCGCAAGCAACACACGACGCGGAGCACCCAGGCCCGACACCCUCAGCCGGCAAAGCAAAGAAGAAUGAGACGGGAAGUAAAAGCCCAGAGGAUGCGAGCGCUGAAUCAGGUGGAUCGAGGUCCAAGGAUGCUGUUGAGAAAGGCAAGAGUCCGACUGCUGGUUCUAUUGGGGGCAAGGAAUAG